AUGUGUUUCUUCGAUCAAUACAAGUACGCUUGCGGACACUUCAAAUGGGGUCGAUUCAAACAGCAUUGCAGCAAAGAGUAUCGUGUCGGUGAAACUUGCGGUUGUAAAAUUGUGAUGUCUAGAUUUCCUUUGGAUUCAAAUUGCAGGGCGUGUGAUAAGAGUAACUCACAGCUUCGCCGGCGCGAAGCGGAAAGGCAGCGAAUCACGCAAUGGCAAAAAGAAAGGGACUCAAUCGGAGUUGACAAUUUCAUCAGCUCGCCUAUGACGUCUAUGAUCAGUGUUGAUAGUGGAGAUGGAACGAUGUCGCAAGUUCCACAGCAUCCCGGGAAUGCAUUUGCGAUGAGACCGUAUUUCCAGGAGGGGAUUCUCCUGUCAAGCACGAAAACAGCCCAGAUUCGAUCAGAUAGGUAUCUUGCUGCUUCCAGAGAGGUGCCUCAUGACCUAGGGGUUCCUUGCAAAAGCCCAUAUUUGCACAAUGUCAACGAUGUCGCCCAAUCUAUUGCCACUACAGAUACUUGCCAUCGAGAGGUUGCUGGCAGUUCGGUCGUCCAGGGCGAUCUAAACAGUGACAGUCAUCCGCCGACUACACAGCCAUUCGCAGCGCCUGGAGCAUCAUUAAAAGAUGUCCCAAAACUUCAAGAGAAAGCAAAAAGUGGCUUGACUGAUGCAUUCAUCAUCGAUGGACAGCGUGGUGAGGGGGGUACGCAAUCGCGGUAUAGAGACGGACCAGAUGAAGAGAUAGUCAUCUGUGGGUCAGGAAAUAUUCAAGGAGCGAAUGAGGAGAAGAGCAGAUCGAGAGAUGAAGGAGAGCAAGUUGACGGAGUCAUUAUCGCCAACCAGCCAGGCGAAGGGCGGACGCUCGAGGUAGAGAUCACAUAUGAUAAUGUUGAUACUCAGGCAAAAAAGAGAGCGAGAUUUGGAGGGAUGCGAAACGAGAUGAUUGAUGAUGAAGGUAGUAAAAGGGAAGAGGAGGUGCCUGGAUUCAGCGACACAUGGCAAGAGUACCACUGUCAAGAGGAGGACAGCUUCUUGUCGCCCGGGUCGGACGACAUUGCCUUUGAAGAUACGCAGACCUCUAUUAAACCAACACGGUUCGAAAGAAAUACAUCUACGAAGGGCUUUCUUGCACCGUCCAAUCUUGAGUAUCCUGACGUUGCAGACAUAGACCGGUUUCUAAAGGAGGGAGGCACAUUGGGCUCUCUUCACGUCUCCUCACCCUCAGAUUCUGCGGUUAAUCUCUGCCAGACGGAUCCAUCUGAUGAGACUGGAAAAGACUCACAGUCGUCGCAUAAUCCUAUUGAUUGCCUUGAGAGGGUGAAGCAUACACUCUUAGUUACACUAAUGAGUGAUUUCUAUGAGAUGCUUAACAGCAAAUCAACGUCUUUCGAGUGCACUGAUGGAACGGGCAAAGGAAAACAGACCAAAAAAGCGCCGGUACAGAUACAAAGCUCGAUUGGGAAACAGCAACAGUAUCAAGGACAAAAAGACGGGAAAAAGCGUUGGAUGGACCGUGGACCGCCGAACGGUGACGAUGAAGACGAUAACGAUAGCGACAACGAGCCACCAACUUCACGUCAAGGCCGAAAGAUCCCGCGAUACUCAAACCCUCUCGCGUGCCCUUUUCAUAAAUUCAAUCGCGCGAAAUACUCCAUCAAUAAUGACACAGGCGGAUUGUAUCGGGCCUGUGCAGGACCUGGCUUCCAAAAGAUCUCUGAAGUCAAACAGCAUCUUCGAAGGAAACAUCAAUCGAUCCAAUGCCAUCGUUGCUGGACCGUCAUGGGAAGCUCAGACGAACUUACCACCCAUGCAUCAGCUGCAGAGGCAUGCCAGGUACAAAUACCGCAGCCAGAAGGCGUAGACGCAGUAAAGAUGAAUCAAAUUGGCUCUUGGGGUGUGUCUUGGGAAAAGAUCUUUGAGAUUAUCUUCCCUGGCUGUCCAAUCCCAAAUUUUGAACCAGAUCUACCACAAGAAGAAAGAUCAACCAACACUACCUCAGCAUUAUCACCAGGAUCCCAAGAAUUACUCGAAUUUGAAGCCUACAAUCGAACAGCGCUACCGCUUUUGGUAGAAGCUAAUCUUCGAACAGUCAUUGACUCACAGCUAAAGCCAAUAGAAGAAGACCUGAAAGCCGCCUUGACGGACAUCGUACGCAGAUGCCAGACAAUGGUCGCCGAUAACUUCCAAGUCAUGAAAAAUAAAAGCUCUGACGCAACCAUUGCUUCCGCAAGUCCGGACCUGAGAAGGGACAGCUCAAACCCCUUUGACGUCCAUAGCAAUAUUGGCAAAUCAUCUCGACCAUCAAAUUUCUCACAUCCACCGACUGCGUUCUAUCAAGAACCACAGCUUCUCGAUCCAGAAGCUGCGAAUUUUAUGCCGAUCAACGCAGCCCAAAACGUAUAUAACGCUGAGAAUGUAGACUCGGGCUAUGGCAGCCUGACUCGAAAUUGCUUAUGUAUAUGCCAUGAUCUUAUGGAAUCAACUGUAGCUGCUCUUUCCAUGACAGCAAGCCAAGCGGCUCCCAGUCCAGAUUCGCUCCAAUUGAAGCUCUCAAUCAAUGUCCCAGAGCCUGUGCCAGAAUCGGAGAAAGAACCAGUGCAAGUCCUGCUAGUCUUUGUGGGGAACCACCCUGCGUUAUUAGGCAAUUGGUACUCGAUCAAUGCCACUCUCGACGGUAAAGAAUUCAUCAUCCCUGAGCCGGAAAACAGCAUGCCCAUCUGGUCGGUAUCCCAGUAUUAUUACGGCAAUUGCACGUUGUACACCAUCGAGGGGUUGAAAUUCAACAUGAUAAAUUAUGGCGAAAAGAUCCCUGUUACUAUACAUGUGAAUCCUGCUACUCCGUUCGCACGAGGAAGCUGCACUUAUCCUGCUUUUGGACCUGAAAGCAGCGGAGCCCAGCCUGGAUUGUAG
This is a messenger RNA of Bacidia gigantensis, 2907 nucleotides long. RefSeq lists its product as uncharacterized. Lineage: Eukaryota; Fungi; Ascomycota; Lecanoromycetes; Lecanorales; Ramalinaceae. The record is from RefSeq and is a predicted model, not a curated record. The transcript is spliced from 6 exons. The coding region runs from base 1 to 2907 and encodes 968 amino acids.